GUAUCGUUUGCUCAAUACAUGGUACGAAUAUACUGAACUUUGAAAACUUGACGACAUUCAACUUUAUCAUGCCGCCGAAAGUUAGUGGAAAAGCUGUGAAGAAAGCUGGUAAGGCACAAAAAAAUAUUAGUAAAGCUGACAAGAAAAAAAAGAGAAGAAGGAAGGAAAGCUACGCUAUUUACAUUUACAAAGUGCUUAAACAAGUGCAUCCUGAUACUGGUAUAUCCAGCAAAGCAAUGAGUAUCAUGAACAGUUUUGUGAAUGAUGUUUUCGAACGAAUUGCAGCAGAAGCAUCAAGAUUAGCACAUUACAAUAAACGAUCUACUAUUACUUCUCGCGAAAUUCAAACUGCUGUGAGACUUUUAUUACCUGGUGAAUUAGCAAAACAUGCAGUCAGUGAAGGUACCAAAGCAGUCACCAAGUAUACCAGCUCAAAAUAAGCAACAUUUUGUUGUUUAAAAAAAACGGUCCUUUUCAGGA
Molecule: messenger RNA, 480 nt
Organism: Apis florea (little honeybee)
Lineage: Eukaryota; Metazoa; Arthropoda; Insecta; Hymenoptera; Apidae
Product: histone H2B
Cellular component (GO): nucleosome
Molecular function (GO): protein heterodimerization activity; structural constituent of chromatin; DNA binding
Source: RefSeq, a predicted model, not a curated record